Oncorhynchus nerka (sockeye salmon) is the source of this 7313-nucleotide messenger RNA. RefSeq names its product myocyte-specific enhancer factor 2C-like. Gene Ontology annotation, biological process: positive regulation of transcription by RNA polymerase II. NCBI's taxonomy places the organism in Eukaryota, Metazoa, Chordata, Actinopteri, Salmoniformes, Salmonidae. The coding region runs from base 1807 to 3330 and encodes 507 amino acids. The transcript has 8 exons. The record is from RefSeq and is a predicted model, not a curated record. Gene Ontology annotation, molecular function: DNA-binding transcription factor activity, RNA polymerase II-specific; RNA polymerase II cis-regulatory region sequence-specific DNA binding; protein dimerization activity.
CUGUUCUCUACCACCGCUGUCUGUUCUCUUUCUUUCUCUCUCACGUCUCUUCCUUGAGGGUGGGGGAAUCAGGGGUGCCAAUGGUCAGGACCAUCUAGUAAGUGCGAGCGCACACACACACACACACACCUGCAAACAGCCACCGACACAAACCUGUCAACUCGUUAAUGGCGUGGAUGUGUUGAUGUUUUCCAACAAACUGAACCUGAGCUGAACUCUUAGACAGACAUACUUUAGGACUGCUUAGCUUAGGCUCAAACUAAAUAUUUGCAAUGGCAGGACUGUACUGUAUAUGAGCUGUACGAUAUAUAGUAAAUUCCAGACUGUGUGUGGUGAAUCUGUGGAGUCAGCAGGUCGUAGCCAAGUACAGUAAAGUAAUCGGCGUGGAGAAGCCAUUAAAGUUGUGAAAGUAUAACUUCCCAUCAGCUAUAGAGUAGGUUUAUACCUGAGCUGUCAUGCAUAAAGAGAUGUCCACAGCUGUGACCAAUGUGCUGCCCACUAUUUGUUAUCGUUGUGUGUAUGUGUGUUAUCCUUGGUCCUCAAGAAUCAGUGUAUCCUCACACUAACCCUAUAGGAACUUUGUAGGUUUGUCUAGUAGCUUCCUCUCCUCAGUCGUCACCUCAUCUCCUUUCCUUCAUCUGCACGGAUCUGAGAGAAAUGGACAGGUGUAAACUAAUCCUCAGCCUAUUGCAGAUGCGCAGUGUGUUGAAAUCUAGGCAGUUCAUAGGUUUGACCUCUUUCUCUCUCCGUCUCUCUCUCUGGUAUGUGAAGAGUCAUAGGCCUUUAGACCAAUAAUCCUGGGCUCUUAUGCCAAAGCUUACAUGUCAUUUUUUUGUUUAAGUUAAGUCAGUUAAGAACCAAUUCUUAUUUACAAUGACGGCCUACACUGAUCACCCCGCACGACGCUGGGCCCAUUCUGCGCUGCCCUAUGGGACUCCCAAUCACGGCCGGUUGUGAUUCAGCCUGGAUUCGAACCAGGGUGUCUGUAGUGACGCAUUUAGCACUGAGAUGUAGUGCCUUAGACCAUUGUGCCACUUGGGAACAAAGGCCAGCGGCACACACCGCACACACCACCUACAGUAUGUCGUGGUGUAGUUGGAGAAAAAUAGCUAAAUAUACCCAGAGUGACAGAGGCUGCUGACUAGACCUCUGCCACAGACACGCACCCAACCAGCACACACUGGGGAGGUCACAGGGUGUGUGUGUGUGUGUUCCAGGGUGCUGCUGGGGCCUGGUUAUGUCUCUCUUCUGUCAGUGUACAGUUAGCUCUGAGCCAAACAGUCACCCAGCUCUCUGGGUUCUCUCCUCUAAGCCAGCUGGUCUGGCUUUAUAACUUCUUCUACUCCUCUUCUAAUCCUUCUUUCAGUUUCAUCCCUUCAUUUCUGAGGUAAAAGAUAGAGUGAUCUGACCCUCAGCUGGAGCUGAAGGGAACCUUCCUGGAGAAGAUAAUACAAGCAGCACUGGAGUGAAUGCCAGAGGAAUUGAGAGAAGAAGAAUCGAGAGAAUACUGCUGUGAGGAUUUGGAAGACAAGAGAAGAAGAGCAGGACUUUUGGGAUAGGAGAGAAAGAGAAGAAGAACAGGACUUUUGGGAUAGGAGAGAAAGAGAAGAAGAACAGGACUUUUGGGAUAGAGAAGAAGAACAGGACUUUUGGCAUAGAGAAGAAGAACAGGACUUUUGGGAUAGAGAAGAAUAACAAGACUUUUGGGAUAGGAGAGAAAGAGAAGAAGAACAGGACUUUUGGGAUAGGAGAGAAAGAGAAGAAGAACAGGACUUUUGGGAUAGGAGAGAAAGAGAAGGAGAGAAGAUGGGGAGGAAAAAGAUCCAGAUAGCACGGAUUAUGGAUGAACGUAACAGACAGGUGACAUUCACCAAGCGGAAGUUUGGCCUGAUGAAGAAGGCGUAUGAGCUGAGUGUUCUGUGUGACUGUGAGAUCGCCCUCAUCAUCUUCAACAGCACCAAUAAAUUGUUCCAGUAUGCCAGCACUGACAUGGACAAGGUCCUGCUCAAAUACACAGAGUACAACGAACCUCACGAGAGCAGGACUAACUCCGACAUCGUGGAAACUCUGCGUAAGAAGGGUCUAAAUGGUUGUGACAGUCCCGACAUCGAGGCAGACGACUCUGCUGGUCAGAGCCCCGAGUCAGAGGACAAAUACCGCAAAAUCAAUGAAGACAUUGACCUCCUGAUCAGCAGACAAAGACUCUGUGUAAGUACAACUGGACCUGUGUGUGUAUCCACUCAUGCCUGUUCCACUUCUCCAUUUGCCUUGCUAACCCUGGUGUCUGUCUCUGUCCAGCAGGCUCUCCCCCCGCCUAACUUCGACAUGGUUGGCUCCAUCCAGGGCCAAAACAACAGUGGACUACUAUACUCUCACCCCGGGGUGGGGGGAUCCUUGUAUAACCACAGUCUUCUGCCUCUUUGCCAAACACACUCUGGCCUGCAGAGGAACAGCAUGUCGCCUGGACCCCAACACACACACCAACCCCCCAGUGCUGGAAACUCAGGAGGGAUGAUGGGUUCAGAGCUGUCUAACACCGUCUCCAACGCUGGUAGUGGUAACUAUGGUAACCACCGUACUUCACCGGGGCUGUUAUCUCCAGGAGGCAUGGCCAACACUUCACCCCCGAUGAUUCAGGCCAAGACUUCGCCCCCGAUGAACUCCAUGACCCUGAUUGGCAACCGCAAGCCGGACCUCCGCACACUGCUACCCCCUGGCAACAAGAACAACAUGCCCUCCAUCAACCAGAGAAUAAACCACUCCCAGUCUGCCCAGACAUUGGCUACCCCCGCGGUCUCCAUAGCAACACCUACUCUGCCCGGGCAGGGUAUGGUAGGGUACCCCUCUGCCCUCUCCACCUCAUAUGACACAGAGUACUCUCUGGGUGACCUGUCAGGGUUUGGUAACAGAUCAGGAUCUCUCCACCUGGGAUCAGUAACAGGAUGGCAGCAACAACCGCUACAGAAUAUACAGCACUCAGCACUGGGACACAUGGGAAACAUUUGUCAGAACUCCAACCUUAACCUCCAGAAUGUCCAUCAGAACCUCUACAUCAAGUCAGAGCCCACCUCCCCGCCCAGAGAUCGAGGCAUCGGAUUUGUCAACGGAGGGAUGGGGGGUGUGUCCCAUGGCUACCCAACAAAUCAGGGCCCGGCGGAGGCAGGGCAGUCUCCUGGCGACAGCCUAUCCAGCUGUGGCAGCUCAUACGAUGGCAGUGAUCGCGAGGAUCACCGCGGAAAUGACAACUUCCUGCUACACCCGAUGUCCAAUCAGGAGCGCCACAGCCCGUCCCUCAAACGAAUGCGCCUAUCAAAAUGCUGGGCUACAUGAUAAGGCAUGCCUCUUAUUCACAGAGGGGGAGGGGCUUGUGUAGAGUUACGUUUAGUGUUAUUAUGACUAUUAUUAAGCUUGUGUCCAAAAUGGCACCCUUUUCCCUACAUAGUGCUCUUGCCAAAAGUAGUGCACUUUAUAGGGAAUAGGGUGCGAUUUCAGAUUUGCCCUAUAUUCUUCUUGUGCAGAGUGAGAGUGUUCCACUAUAACAGGGACAUUAUAUACAGGAGUGUGGAGGGAAUAUAACAGUGACAGACUGGGUCUGAAAUGGAACCCUAUUGCCCACGUAGUGCACUAUGGGGAAAUAGGGAGUGAUUUGAGACAACCAGUGAUAUUAUGCAGGAGUGAGGGUGGAUAUGGUGUGGGAGGUCUGUUGCCUGUGUUGUGUAUUUGUGGGAGAGAGAGGGAAUCAGUAAAUUAAUAUGUACACUAUGUAAACUAACUAACAAAGGUUGAAGAAGUCUGGUACUCUGUAUGGGUAAGAUACUGGUGAGUCACUAAUAUACUAGGAGACACAAGGACAGGCACUGUGAGUGGACACAUCAGGGGGUGUGUGUGCGUGCGUGUGCAUGCUCGCUCGCUCGCUCGCUACCUAGGCUCUGAUGUCCCAAUCUGCAGCUGGCUGACUAGCAGACAGAGUGAGUGUUCACUACAACCCAUUCAUGUUGCCGGUUCAACAUAUUUAUGUGUAUAUAUAGAUGAAGAACAAGGGAGGAUUUGGCAGACAGAGAGAGAAAAUGAAAGAGAGAUAGACAGAGAAGGGAGGGAAAGACUGAUGGAGAAAGGAAGAGAGCGAUAGAAGGAGACAGAGAAAAAGGACAACGAUAGGGGGAGAGGGAAGAAGGAGAGGGUGAAAGCCAUUAUGCAACAGGUUGCACAAAGCUGGAACUAUAGAAUAAUAGUGAUUGAUCGAUCAAGAAGUCAUUCUAAUAUUCUAAUUAUACAGCUGGAACCCUGGACAACUAGAAUGUCUCACUUGAAAUGAAGGCGCCUAGGAAUUGUAGUUCAACUCAGUCAGAAUACUUUUUAAGAGCCAUAUGCUAACAAAUACUAUCUGAGUCAUAUACACUACAGUGCUACUCAUUCAGAUGGAGAGAAAGAGAGACUGUUUUACCAGCCAGAUAGACAAAGCCACAGGGAGGAGGUGGUGUGAGUUAAAACAGAACUCCCAAAGCCAUAUUAUUAUAAAAUGGGAAGUCAAAGCUUUGCUGCACAAACAAGUGGUUUCUCUUUAUAGUAUUUUGAAAAUAUUUAGAAAAAUCGAAACUAUGAAAUAACACAUAUGGAAUCAUGUAGUAACCAAAAAAGUGUUAAACAAAUCAAAAUCGAUUUUAUAUUUGAGAUUCUUCAAAGUAGCCACCCUUUGCCUUGAUGACAGCUUUGCACACUCUUGGCAUUCUCUCAACCAGCUUCAUGAGGUAGUCACCUGGAAUGCAUUUCAAUUAACAGAUGUGCCUUGGUAAAAGUUAAUUUGUGGAAUUUCCUUCUUAAUGUGUUUGAGCCAAUCAUUUGUGUUGUGACAAGGUAGGGGGGUAUACACAAGACAGCCCUAUUUGGUAAACAACCAAGUCCAUAUUAUGGCAAGAACAGCUCAAAUAAGCAAAGAGAAAUGGCAGUCCAUCAUUACUUUAAGACAUGAAGGUCAGUCAAUAAGGAACAUUUCAAUAACUUUGAAUGUUUCUUCAAGUGCAGUCGCAAAAACCAUCAAGCGCUAUGAUGAAACAGACUCUCAUAAGGACUGCCACAGGAAAGACCCAGAGUUACCUUUGCUGCAGAGGAUAAGUUCAUUAGAGUUACCAGACUCUGCAGCCCAUAUAAAUGCUUCACAGAGGUCAAGUAACAGACACAUCUCAACACCAACUGUUCAGAGGAGACUGUGUGAAUCAGACCUUCAUGGUCGAAUUGCUGCAUAGAAAACGCUACUAAAGGACACCAAAAAUAAGAAGAGACUUGCUUGGGCCAAAAAACACAAGAAAUUUGUCCUUUGGUUUGGAGUUCAAAUUGAAGAUGUUUGGUUCCAACUGCUGUGUCUUUGUGAGACGCAAUGUGGGUGAACAGACGAUCUCCGCAUGUGUAUUUCCCACCGUAAAGCAUGGAGGAGGUGUUAUGCUGUGGGGGUGCUUUGCUGGUGACACUGUCUGUGAUUUAUUUAGAAUUCAAGGCACACUUAACCAGCAUGGCUACCACAGCAUUCUGCAGCGAUACGCCAUCCCAUCUGAUUUGCUUAGUGGGACUAUUAUUUGUUUUUCAACAGGACAAUGACCCAACACACCUCCAGGCUGUGUAAGGGCUAUUUUACCAAGAAGGAGAGUGAUGGAGUGCUGUAUCAGAUGAUCUGGCCUCCACAAUCCCCCAACCUCAACCAAAUUGAGAUGGUUUGGGAUUAGUCGGACCUCAGAGUGAAGGAAAAGCAGGUAACAAGUGCUCAGCAUAUGUGGGAACUCCUUCAAGACUGUUGGAAAAGCAUUCCAGGUGAAACUGGUUGAGAGAAUGCCAAGAGUGUGAAAAGCUGUCAUCAAGGCAAAGGGUGGCUACUUUGAAGAAUAUAAAAUCUAAAAUAUAUUUUAAUUUGUUUAGCACUUUUUUGGUUACUAUAUGAUUCCAUAUAUGCUAUUUCAUAGUUUUGAUGUCUUCACUAUUAUUCUACAUUGUAGAAAAUAGUAAAAAUUCAGAAAAACCCUUGAAUGAGUAGGUGUUCCAAAGCUUUGGACCGGUAGUGUAUAUUUCUACCUAGUUCUAUCAAAUAAUUAACCCAAUAAUUAACCCACGUCUGUGAAAUUAAGGAUGGCUAUAGUUCUUGAAAAUGUACUUAAAAUAAUGUGAACAUUGUUAAAAUAUAGAUAAAACCUUGUUUUUGUCUUCAUAUUGUGGGUUAUUAUGUAGCUAUGUGCAGGUGCACAUAUUUUCUAUCAAUCUCAAACGUUUAGGAAAAUGUUUAGUUAAAUCUUCUCAACCUGCCACUGAUGUUAGCCUAAUAGCACAUUCUUAAGGAAGGGUUGCUUCAAAACCCAGAUGAAGUCACUCCUUGAUUAAAAAGCAUUCUCAAUGUAGAAUCUCCAUUGGAAGUGUGUGUUAGUUCAGGAAUAGGCCUAAUCUGGGUCUGGGAGAUCUAAGACUGUAGAGUCAGCGUGUAUAGACAGAGCAGAAGCUGGACGGCUGCCUCUCCUCCCUACAGACAGUUUUAUAUGAUGUCAGAUAUUAUUACUGAGAAGACAUAAGAAACCCACCUAGAAGCACAACUUCUGACUUUGAAAGUCACCUUUGUUCUAUGUUGCCAGGUUGCAAUACAAUACAAUACUGAUUGAUGAUAUCAGUAGACUACAAGAGGGCAGAGCCCCACAAUAGGUUAUAGACUAACCAACAGCCUGAGGCUAUCCUACUCACCUAGCUCAUCAGAGCUACAGUAUUGUUUUCAUUCUAUUUUAUUUUUCUUCAUCAUCAAAAUUGUCUGUAAUGUAAAAAUCUGCAAUUGACCUGUACCUCAGAUUUACCACACCCAUUAUCAUAGUUUGAAUGGGAUUCUGAGAAUGUUGUAUAAUUUGAUUACAUCAAUAUAGGUCUGCUCCAUGCAAUAUCCACUUCAAUCAUAUCAUGUUUUGUAUCAGUUUUAUCAACAGAAUAAAUACUUUUUGUCUCAAUAAUGUAAUAUGGUAUCUGAGUGAAGGUCCCUGGAUGAUUUAUUUAUGUGGGUGCCAUGUUGAAUUGUGUUCUUUAUGUGAACUUUAUAACACUACUAACCACAUGACAGUGGGUAGUGCACUCAGAGAUCAGGGGUCAGACACCAGGACGUCUUUCUGAGGUGAAUGUUUGGACGCUACAAGGCUCCAGGCAGCAGAAGCAGGCCUUUGUCACCACUUGAAGACAAUGUUUCUUACCAGAAGGAAGGGAGCUAACAUAAAUGUACAUGUAUUUUCCCGCGCAGGCAAUGAAAUUAAAAGGUAUUUGUAUUUUGCAGAACAAUAUACAGGCUCUUUACUUUUAAA